AUGGUUACAGAAGAACAUGGCGAGCCCUCGCAGCCUCUGACAGAGCUUCCUUUUGCGCCGCUCACAAAGUCUCAUAUUAUUCAUUGCUCAUAUCACAACUGGUACCCCAAGUACCGUGCACUGUCGCCCAAGGCUCGUCUCAUCCCUCUGACCCGCCCCUUCCUCGACUACCUUCGCGCAGACGGCAUUGUGAUCCCUCCGGACGAGGACGACCCGAGACGUGACUGGUCAGACAGCGACUCUGGCAUUUUCUCGGCUUCUGACACCGCUGGAGAAGAGGAUGACGAUGAAGAGGAGGACCCUUCUGCCGAGUGGCGCAACAUACACCGCGCCAUCAAGAACACCAUUGCCGAACUUGGUGGUAAGGUCGUCCCCAAGCUGAACUGGUCCGCUCCCAAGGAUGCUACCUGGAUCGCUGCUACCAACAGUAUGGAGUGCAGGCUUCCUAGCGACAUCUACUUGCUCCUUAAGAGCUCCGACUUUGUUACCCACGAUCUAGAACAUGCCUUUGACGACUGUCUACAAGACGAUCCAUCUUCCAAAGACAUGCCUCAAACCACAAACGACAUCCCCUACCACCUGGUCCUGCGUAAAUUCUUCCAGAUGAACCCUUCUGUCGAGUUCAGGUGUUUUGUCAGGAAUCGCAAACUCAUCGCUCUGUGCCAACGAGAUCUCAACCAUUUCGAUUUCCUCUUCCGCAUGCAAGACAAGCUACGCCAUGUCAUUCACAACUUCUUCGAUGAUAGACUCAAGCACACUUUCCCAGACGCUGAUUUUGUCUUUGAUGUAUACGUCCCUCCGCCACAUGAUCGCGUUUGGUUGAUCGAUGUCAAUCCUUGGGCAGUCAGGACAGAUCCCUUGUUGUUCAGCUGGCUGGAGCUCUUGACACUACCCGAACCACCAGAGGAAAAGGUCAUCCGUAUUCCAAUCAGGCCUGCUGGUGCUGGUGUAGAGGCUCAGGAGGACUCCGAGUCUCAAGGUAUCAAUACAAAAGAAGGUGAAGUCACGGAAGGAAGGACGGACAUGGAGGACAGUGACGAAGAGGAGGCUGAUGAGGAGAUCUGGGUGCCAGAGUUCCGCCUGAUCAGAAAGGACGACCCUGAAGCCUACAGCUUCAACACACCACAGUACAGCGCCCACAAACUACCACGAGAUGUUGUCGACGCAAGUCAAGGCGGUGCUGGUGCAUUGAGAGAAUUCGCAGACAACUGGAAAGAAAUGUUGGCGAAACAGCAACAGGAAGAUGCCGAGUAUGAGAGCAGCGAGGGAGAUUGA
Aureobasidium namibiae CBS 147.97 is the source of this 1275-nucleotide messenger RNA. Its product is annotated as cell cycle control protein Cdc123. Gene Ontology annotation, cellular component: cytoplasm. The record is from RefSeq and is a predicted model, not a curated record. Lineage: Eukaryota; Fungi; Ascomycota; Dothideomycetes; Dothideales; Saccotheciaceae. The transcript has 2 exons. Bases 1 to 1275 code for a protein of 424 amino acids.